GCGCUUGCGCCAGUGGGCACCUCGCCGCCGCUCAGCAGUCCGGCCGGGGCGGCCACCGACGGGCGCACGCGAGGACGCCGGCCAAGGACCGGUGGCACCUGCUGCGCCGAGGUCCGGGGUGGCACCCGUGCGGGACAGGUUCCCUUCAUGAAAAGGCACUGAAGGCCACUCCCAUCCCAUCUUCUUUGUGGUCACGGGGGGCCGGAGGGCCCAAGAGAGGCCAGAUGCCGAAGAAUAGCAAAGUGACCCAGCGGGAGCAGAGCCAUGAGCAGGUCACCCAGUCAGUGGCCGACCUGCUGGCCCACGAGGAGCCCGUGGAUUACAAGCAUGGUGUGCUGGAUGGUGUAGGAGAAGCCCCGGACAAACAGAAGGGUGCAGAGGAAGAUUUGGACACAGAGGACCGGCCCGCCUGGAACAGCAAGCUACAGUACAUCCUGGCGCAGAUCGGCUUCUCCGUGGGCCUUGGGAACGUCUGGAGAUUUCCCUACUUGUGCCAGAAAAAUGGUGGAGGUGCCUACCUGGUGCCCUACCUGGUGCUACUCAUCAUCAUCGGGAUCCCCCUGUUCUUCUUGGAGCUGGCCGUGGGCCAGCGCAUCCGCCGGGGCAGCAUCGGCGUAUGGCAUUACGUGUGCCCUCGCCUCGGGGGCAUCGGCUUCUCCAGUUGCAUAGUCUGCCUCUUUGUUGGGCUCUACUACAAUGUGAUUAUUGGCUGGAGCAUCUUCUACUUCUUCAAGUCCUUCCAGUACCCAUUGCCCUGGAGCGAGUGUCCAGUGGUCAGGAAUGGCUCCGUGGCAGUGGUGGAGGCGGAGUGUGACAAGAGCUCGGCCACGACCUACUUCUGGUACCGGGAGGCUUUGGACAUUUCCAACUCCAUCUCAGAGAGUGGGGGACUCAACUGGAAGAUGACGCUGUGUCUCCUAGUCGCCUGGAGCAUCGUGGGCAUGGCUGUGGUCAAGGGCAUCCAGUCUUCUGGAAAGGUGAUGUAUUUCAGCUCCCUUUUCCCAUAUGUGGUGUUGGCCUGCUUCCUGGUGCGGGGGCUGCUUUUGAGAGGGGCAGUUGAUGGAAUCCUCCACAUGUUCACACCCAAGCUGGACAAGAUGCUGGACCCUCAGGUGUGGCGGGAGGCAGCCACGCAGGUCUUCUUUGCCCUGGGGCUGGGCUUUGGGGGCGUCAUUGCCUUCUCCAGCUACAACAAGCAGGACAACAACUGCCACUUCGAUGCCGCCCUGGUCUCCUUCAUCAAUUUCUUCACCUCUGUGUUGGCCACCCUUGUGGUCUUCGCUGUGCUCGGCUUCAAGGCCAAUAUCAUGAACGAGAAGUGUGUGGUGGAGAAUGCAGAGAAGAUCCUGGGAUACCUGAAUAGCAAUGUCUUGAGCCGCGACCUCAUCCCACCCCACGUGAACUUCUCCCACUUGACGGCACGGGACUAUGGUGAGAUGUACAAGGUGAUCCAGACGGUCAAGGAGGAUCACUUCCAGGAGCUGGGUCUGGACCCCUGCCUGCUGGAGGAUGAGCUCGACAAGUCCGUGCAGGGCACCGGCCUGGCCUUCAUCGCCUUCACCGAGGCCAUGACGCACUUCCCCGCCUCGCCCUUCUGGUCCGUCAUGUUCUUCCUGAUGCUCAUCAACCUGGGCCUGGGCAGCAUGAUCGGGACCAUGGCCGGCAUCACCACGCCCAUCAUCGACACCUUCAAGGUGCAGAAGGAGAUGUUCACGGUUGGUUGCUGCAUCUUCGCCUUCUUGGUGGGGCUGCUGUUUGUCCAGCGUUCGGGGAACUACUUUGUCACCAUGUUCGAUGACUACUCAGCUACCCUCCCCCUCACGGUCAUCGUCAUUCUGGAGAACAUCGCCGUGGCCUGGAUCUACGGCACCAAAAAGUUCAUGCAGGAGCUGACAGAAAUGCUGGGCUUCCAGCCUUACCGCUUCUACUUCUACAUGUGGAAGUAUGUGUCCCCACUGUGCAUGGCUGUGCUGACCACAGCCAGCAUUGUCCAGUUGGGAGUCACCCCGCCUGGAUACAGUGCCUGGAUCAAGGAAGAGGCUGCCGAACGGUACCUGUACUUCCCCAACUGGGCCAUGGCCAUCCUGAUCUCCCUCAUCGUGCUGGCCGUGCUGCCUAUCCCCGUGGUGCUCACCCUGCGCCAUUUCCACCUGCUGCCGGACGGCUCCAACACCCUUUCCGUCUCCUACAAGAAGGGCCGCAUGAUGAAGGACAUGUCCAACCUGGAGGAGAAUGAUGAGACGCGCUUCAUCCUCAGCAAGGGGCCCAGCGAGACCCCCUCCCCCAUGCCCACCCACCGCUCCUACCUGGGUCCGGGAAACUCCUCCCCCAUGGAGAUGACCAGCGCUCCCAAUGGACGCUACGGCAGCGGCUACCUCCUGGCCGGCACCCCUGAGUCUGAGCUGUGA
Molecule: messenger RNA, 2408 nt
Organism: Ornithorhynchus anatinus (platypus)
Lineage: Eukaryota; Metazoa; Chordata; Mammalia; Monotremata; Ornithorhynchidae
Gene: SLC6A17
Product: solute carrier family 6 member 17
Exons: 12
Coding region: 225-2408 (727 amino acids)
Biological process (GO): alanine transport; sodium ion transmembrane transport; glycine transport
Cellular component (GO): plasma membrane; synaptic vesicle
Source: RefSeq, a predicted model, not a curated record